Puccinia graminis f. sp. tritici CRL 75-36-700-3 is the source of this 1910-nucleotide messenger RNA. RefSeq lists its product as uncharacterized. NCBI's taxonomy places the organism in Eukaryota, Fungi, Basidiomycota, Pucciniomycetes, Pucciniales, Pucciniaceae. Gene Ontology annotation, molecular function: chromatin binding. Gene Ontology annotation, biological process: DNA-templated DNA replication. The coding region runs from base 1 to 1698 and encodes 565 amino acids. The transcript is spliced from 5 exons. The record is from RefSeq and is a predicted model, not a curated record.
AUGGAUAUCACUCAAGCUAUCUGCAACCCAUUACGCUUUAUCGAUCUCCUUCAUCAGGAUGCAACUCAGGCAGAACCGUCUCAAGGCGAAUCCGUCAAAGUCGAAGAAUCAAUUUCGCGAUCCUUCCGAUCUUUGCUUAUCAACGAUGACUCAGUUUACCAGAUCCCCUCCAUAACCCAUCCUCUGACCUCACCAGAGUCUCUUCCUAGGGAAUCCCUUGUUCGUUUUCGAUGUAUGAUUCAAGAUACUGGAUUAGGACCUGAACUUUAUUCCUCUAAAGACUCGGCCGGAAGAUGUAUGAUGUAUCGCGAGUCAAACUCGUGCUCAAACGUGGAUCCGGUGGAUAAUUAUAAUCAUGGAAUGCUAUCCGAACGUGAACUAUACUAUGGCGUAGAGAUACCGGGGGAAGCUUCCUGGGUUCAAUCUGCUCUAGAUGGUUCUCCUGAACGGGGGUUAGAAUAUGCAAUCAACAAGUUGGAUAUGGUUGGCAACGAGGCAGAGCCUGAAGGCUUUCACAAGGCCGAUGUCUCCACGCUGGAAGGCACUCGUGAUAAGUACCCAAUCCGUGGCAAGAAGCAUGUUGGAGCUCUCCUGAAGAUAUAUGACCCAUCCGACAACCAGCUGAUCAAGACAUCCGAUGUAAUUGAGGUGAUUGGCAUUCUUGAUUGGACACCCUUUCUUUCCGAAAACCAUCACGAAAAUCUAGUGACUGGCCAGACGAAUGAUAAUACCCUUUCAGCCACAUCAUCAAUCCCCUGCGUUCACGUCGUUUUUUGCCGGACACCGCCCCUACCGCUGUUGGAAAUUCCGAAUCAGCAAGCGGAGCGAAAGAUUAUCAUUGAUCGACUCUUGAAUUACCUGUCGACCCGAGUUUUCAAAGGAGAUGACCUGGCAGCUCAGUAUCUACUUGCUUCUAUAGCAGCCAAAAUUCACACUCGACUGAAUGGAUUCACCAUUGGAGCUUUACCCUUGAACUUGAUCUAUCAGGAUGACUCAGAUUCCGCUUCUUGUCUAUCCGAGGUACUAUCGUCAAUUCUACCCAGAUCUCUCAUGAUCCCUCUCACCAUCGUUUCUUUGAACCAAGCCCCACUUUUCCCUGUCUCCAAUGAAAGCUCUCUGCACUCUGGACCCUUGCAACUAUCGCCUGACACCACUCUAGUGAUUGAUUCGCGAAAGAUGUCCGAAGGCCAACUUAACUCGAUGGGAAUAAAAAAUAUCUCAGCUUUGAAGAAGGUGGUCAAUGACGGCAAACUCAUGUAUAGUUUCCCUUACAGUACAUUUGAGUUCGACGUUGAGAUAGGAAUUGUUACUCUUAGUGAAGGCUGUAAAACGUUUUUAGAAGGCUUCUGGCCUUUACCAAUCCAUCACUCGAAAUCGCAUGACGCGUCACCCUGUUCAGAACCUACGACAGAAGAGCUUUCGAUUUGGAGAGGACUUAUUCAGGAUAUGCGGAAACGACCAAUCAUUAUUCCUGAAUCGCUAUCAUCCGAGAUCCAAGAAGCCUUUGUCUCGAUACGGAAAACGGCAACAACUCUAACAGAUGCCGACAAAGCUAUGAGUCAGGAGGAUCUGAGCCAGCGCCUACAGCUGGCCAGAUUACUUGGCCUUCGGCUAGGGAAAGAUGAAGUCGACUUGGAUGAUUGGCAACAAGCUUGUAAACUAGAGAAGCUCCGCAAGAUUAGACUGAGCACCAAGUAGUUUGUAAUGAUCUCCUCGACUAGUCUAGAGGACUUGCUCAUCAAGAGAAACAUUCCAACGCCCAUGUUGGAUUAUCACAUAUCAUUUAUCACCUUGGCUCUCUGUUCAUUCUCAUUCUUUGCCAAACAUUUCAAACACAUGGAUCAUUAAGUACAGUGCACAAUGAAACGUUUAACAAGUGAUUAUGCUACUCAAAUUUUUGCCAAAUUCCC